Messenger RNA from Podarcis raffonei (Aeolian wall lizard), 2785 nucleotides. It is a transcript of the gene BCKDHB, whose product is annotated as branched chain keto acid dehydrogenase E1 subunit beta. Bases 34 to 1161 code for a protein of 375 amino acids. Lineage: Eukaryota; Metazoa; Chordata; Lepidosauria; Squamata; Lacertidae. Gene Ontology annotation, biological process: response to nutrient; branched-chain amino acid catabolic process. The transcript is spliced from 11 exons. Gene Ontology annotation, molecular function: catalytic activity. The record is from RefSeq and is a predicted model, not a curated record.
GGCGCGCGCGCGCGUUCCUCGUCAGCAGCCGACAUGGCGCUCGCUGGGCUCGCGCUGCGCGGCGCUGCUGCGGCGGCGUCGAGACCUCGGCCGCGGCUACGUUUCGCGACGGGGCCUCUGAGCCGCAGGCACGCGGCGCAUUUCACUUUCCAGCCGGACCCAGAGCCCACCCAGUAUGGCCAGACACAGAAAAUGAACCUUUUCCAGUCCAUUACAAGUGCCUUGGAUAAUGCCUUGUCGAAAGAUCCAACAGCAGUAAUAUUUGGUGAAGAUGUAUCCUUUGGGGGAGUCUUUAGGUGCACUCUUGGCUUGAGAGACAAGUAUGGUAAAGACAGAGUGUUCAAUACUCCUUUAUGCGAACAAGGAAUUGUAGGAUUUGGCAUUGGAGUUGCAGUAACUGGUGCUACAGCCAUUGCAGAAAUUCAGUUUGCUGACUAUAUCUACCCUGCCUUUGAUCAGAUUGUUAAUGAGGCGGCAAAGUAUCGGUAUCGCUCUGGAAAUCUCUUUGAUUGUGGAAGCCUCACUAUAAGAGCCCCUUGGGGUUGUGUGGGUCAUGGUGCAUUAUAUCACUCUCAAAGCCCUGAAGCCUUUUUUGCUCAUUGUCCAGGACUAAAGGUUGUUGUUCCAAGAGGUCCUGUAGAAGCCAAAGGACUAUUGCUAUCAUGCAUAGAAGAUAAAAACCCUUGUAUAUUCUUUGAACCUAAAAUACUGUACAGAGCAGCAGUGGAGCAAGUCCCUGUGGAGCCAUACUACAUUCCACUCUCUCAAGCAGAAGUCCUUCAGAAUGGAAGUGAUGUUACACUGGUGGCCUGGGGUACGCAGGUUCAUGUUAUUAAAGAGGUAGCGGUUAUGGCUCAAGAAAAGCUUGGUGUGUCCUGUGAAGUAAUUGAUCUGAAGACUAUUCUGCCUUGGGAUGCAGAGACUAUAUGCAAGUCGGUGGCAAAGACUGGACGGUUGCUGAUUAGCCAUGAAGCCCCUAUUACAGGAGGUUUUGCGUCAGAAAUUAGUUCAACGGUUCAGGAGGAAUGUUUCUUGAACCUAGAAGCGCCUAUUUCAAGAGUGUGUGGUUAUGACACUCCAUUUCCUCACAUAUUUGAGCCAUUCUAUAUCCCAGACAAAUGGAAAUGCUAUGAUGCAGUUCGGAAAAUGAUUAAUUAUUGAUCAUGCAGAAACAACCUCUGUUAGACAUUCUCUGCUUCUACAAAGGUGAGAAGAACAAGAAGAAAAAGCAGUUGCUGUUGGUGGAACUAUUAACAUAAAAUUGAGAUCUUUCAAAAAUUGUAGAGGAGAACUAAGUGAGAUUAUUUUCUCAAAUGCAUUGAUUUGGAUACUCAUCUUGGCUAUUCAUCAAAAGCUCAACAUUUCUGCCAGCUGUGCAUUCAAGAAUGGGCAGGUGAUUGCCGUGAAACAUUGGCUGUGAUUCUCUUUCCCCGCUCCCCAUUCUGAAUGUGACAAAACUUCUAAAAUGUUUUACCCUGUAAAUGAUGUAUUGGGUUCCACACAAUGAAGAUAGAGGGUUGUAUCCAACAUUGCUGUUCCACUAGCACAAAAGACUUCUGUUUGUGCAACAGAAUUUACUCCUCCUUUCCCCUUUAGCUCCUUGUGCACCCUCAAAAUCUCCAGAGGGUUGGGGGUCCUUUGGCGCAGAUUUGCAGGAAGAUGAGAGGAAGUGGGAUUCUCAUAGCGGACCAUUGCCCACACAUCAUUAGAUGCAGCCCACUAAUCAGAAAGCAUUUGGUAUGCUUUUUUGUGUGCCUUACUAUAGAUCUUUUUACUUUGAUUUCACAACAGACUUACUUGUGUUUCAACUAAAACUGGCAGUGGUUUUACACUUGGACAUUUUCUUUUAUUUAUUUUUAGAUCUCAUUGUAUCAGUGGCAUAAACUGUCAGUUCUUUGAAAAAGCCAAGUGUCCUAAAGUUAGAAUCAAAAGCUACUCUUUGAUCCAAAAUUAAAAACAAACAUAAUUCUCAAAUCAGUUUGCUUGCUCAAGGCUUUUGUUAAAAAAUGUGGGUUGGCACAACUGAUGAAGAAGCAUCUGCUGCCAUGGAGUUAUGAAAAUAUAUAAUUAAUGCCAGUAAUUUCACAGAAACACUCCUGUGAGUCUGAGACUCAUUAGGUAUUUCUGGGUAGUAUCUAAGUUAUACUCAGAAGUUAUACUCAUUGAAAUGAGUGAGCUUAAGUUACUUGAGUCCUUGAUUUCAGUGGGUCUACACUUGAGUAUGAAAGUUAGAUAUUGCAUUAUGAUUUUGAAUGCAAAGCAAAAAUGUUAACCUUGAAUAUAAUAACUGUAUCAUUAGAGAAAAAUGUGCAUUUUUCUAAAUGGGUUUAUCUCAGCACCCCAAAGCAUUGCAUUUACUUACUAACACAUUGUGUAGACCAAGAUAACCUUUUACAUUUUUAAUACAUUUAAAACAGGUAUAGAUUCAUAACAUGGAUGGUUGGAAUUCUUCAGUUUCUGUGCUGCUCUCACAGCCUUGUCUAGAUGGCAGUGUGCACCUAUUCAACCUGUAUUUGUGGAUAAAUGCCUUUAAAAGUGUUUACCAUACAAAAACAGAUACUUGUAAAUGUGAAAAGUGUACAUGCUUUUUGCCAAAAUGCAGCACAUGACAAUGAAAUCCUCAGUUAAAAAGUCACAAAUGAAAUGUAUUUUCAUUAGUAUCGGGCAUAUGAUACCCUGGACCUCUAAGCAUUUUGAAAGGUAACAUUUUUAUGUAAGUUAACAUAAGGAAUGUUUAUGUUAACUCUGUUUAAACAUUAGCUUUUAAAUAAAAUGUAAGAUUGUU